Messenger RNA from Eimeria tenella, 2694 nucleotides. RefSeq lists its product as uncharacterized. Bases 1 to 2694 code for a protein of 897 amino acids. The transcript is spliced from 3 exons. NCBI's taxonomy places the organism in Eukaryota, Apicomplexa, Conoidasida, Eucoccidiorida, Eimeriidae. The record is from RefSeq and is a predicted model, not a curated record.
AUGGCGACCCUGGCGCCGCCCCCGAAGGGCCCCAAGCUUGGCAGCAAGAAGCUGCCGCCGCUGCUAAAGCCAGUGGGGCCCCCCCCCAAGAAGCCUCCCCAAGCAUUCUUGGGGGCCCCCAAGCCUAAGGUACCCUCGGGGGGCCCCCCAGUACCCAACGGGGGGCCCCUAGACGAGCCCGCUUCAAACCCUAUUACCCCUUUAAUAUCCCCCGCGGCCUCUCCCCGGCCUCCGUCGCCGGGGGCCCCCCCCCAGGGGCCCCCAAAGGGCCCCAAGGGAGCCCCCCUGGCAAGGGGGCCCCCCCCGUCUAAGAAGGGGCCCCUGGCCGCAGGGCGGGUCUCCCCGGGGGCCCCCCGGGACACGGGGGCCCCCCAGCCCCCGGGGCUCCCAGCAGGGUCUGUGCGCCUUCUAGAUAUGCUCAAAAGGGGAUUAAAUGUUUCCAAAGGGGCCCCCAAAAGCUUUAAUUCAUUUUCAGAAAUGCAGCAUAAGGUCCCUUUGGGGGAUUCCCCAGCCCCCAGCGAGGCCCCGGAGGGGCCCCAGGGGGGCCCCCCAGCAACCCCUACUGCCAGCAGCCCAAGGGGGGCCCCUUCUUCUCCGAGAGACACUUGGGGCCCCCAGGACCCUUUGGGGGGCCCCCAGGAGUUGGAGGCCCUUAAAAGGGAAACUUCUGAAAGAGAAGAGUCCCCUGGGGCCCGCAAGGGGGCCCCCUUGCUCGAAGAACCCAGCGAGGGGCCCCUGGCAGGGGGCCCCCAACCAGCAACUUCUUCCCUUUUAAGCAGCACUUGGGAAAAAAGGGAAGAAGGCUGCAGCCUCCACUCCGAGGAUUUCCAGUUGCCUCCGUCUGCAGCAGCAGCAGGAGCAGCAGCAGGAGCAGCAGUAGAAUCUGCAGCAGAAUUUGCAGCAGAAACUGCAGCAGAAACUGCAGCAGAAACCGCGGCAGAAGCUGCAGCAGAAGCUGCAGCAGAAGCUGCGGAAGAAGCUGCAGCAGAAGCUUCAGCAGAAGCAUCAGCACAAACUGCAGCAGAAGCUUCAGCAGAAGCUGCAGCAGACGCUUCGGCAGAAGCUGCAGCAGAUUCUGCAGCAGAAGCUGCAGCAGAUUCAGCAGUAGCUGCAGCAGAAACUGCAGCAGGAGCUGCAGCAGCAGCUGCGGCAGAAGCUGCGGCAGAAGCUGCAGCAGCAGCUGCAGCAGCAGCUGCAACAGAAGUUGCAGCAGAAGCUGCAACAGAAGUUGCAGCAGCAGCUGCGGCAAAAGCUCUAGCAGAGGCUGCAGCAGAAACUGCAGCAGAUGCUGCAGCUGGGGUGUACAGACACCUGAAAGAGAGCAGCAGCAGCAGCAGCAGCAACAGCAGCAAACUGUGGCGAUAUGUAAGCACUCCAGCAGCGGCUGCCACUGCUACAGCAGCAAGAGGACCAGUGGACCAAAGGCCCGAACAGCUGCUGCUGUCGGCUGGCGAGAGCAGCAAGGCUUCAUUCUACAAGAGCAGCAACCACAGCAGCAGCAGCAACACCAGCAGCAGCAACCGCAGGUGCAGCAGCAGCAGCAAGAGACCGCCAGCAGCGCCUAAAGGCAUUCCUCUUGCGUCUCUUAUGAGGCAAAAAUAUUCCAGGUGGAGGCCGCCAGGAAGAAGAGAAAAAGCAGAGUUUAGUAACUGCAGCAAGCGGCAGCAGCAGAGAGAUCAGCAGCAGCUGAUGCAGCAGGAGCGACAGCUGCAGCAGUGGCUCUUGCCGCUGCAAGAGGAGCUGCAGCAGCGGCAGCACGAGGAGCAGCUUCAGCAGAUGCUGCUGCCGCUGGAAGAGGAGCGGCAGCAGCUGCAGCAGCAGCAGGAGCAGCAGCGGCAGCAGCUGCUGCUGCCGCUGCACGACAAGCGGCAGCAGAUGCAGCAGGAAAAACAGCUGCAGCAGUUACUACCGCUGCAAGGGAAGCGGCAGCAGCUGCAGCAGGAGCAGCGGCUGCAGCAGCUGCUGCUGCCGCUGCAAGAGGAGCGGCAGCAGCUGCAGCAGGAGCAGCAGCUGCAGGAGCUGCUGCUGCCGCUGCAGGAGGAGCAGCAGCAGCUGCCGCUGCUGCUGGGUCAAAGGAUAUAUCAAGAGUCGCAGGAUUUGAGCUGCAGUCUUGAGGAACUGAAGAGCAGCAGCAGCAGCAGCAAAUCGGCGUCGAGCCUUGGGCGUAUAGACACCUCAAGUUGCCACUUUUCCCUCAAAAACUCUGAAUUAAAAUUCACAAAAAUGAAAAGUCUUAACAGCAGCAGCAUGCAGAAGAGGGGGGCCCCCGGGGGCCCCCGCAGGGCUCGGAGUCGAGAGAGGCGGUGGCGGGUGCAGCAGCGAAGCAGAAGAAGCCGCAGCAGCAGCAGCAGCAGCAGCAGCAGCAGGGAGUUUUUGGGGGCCUCUUAUGUGUCUGCGGUGAUGAGGGAUUUGGCGAAAAAGGGAAAGAAGAGAAAAGAAGACCUUGGGGUGUAUGGACAGCUCGGCUUGCAGCUUGAAACAAAUCUUGCAAGUAAAGUCCGGGGCCCUGCAGCAGCAGCAGCAGCAGCAGCAGCAGUGGACCACUGCAGCAGCAGCAGCAGCAGCAGCAGGGGGCCCCCUGCUGCUGGGGGCCCCUUGGGGCUGCAUGCAGCAGCAGCUGUGGGGCCCCCUGAGAAGCUCUGCAGCCUCGAGAGCCUUACGGCCAGCGCUGUCUUUGCCUCGGUGAGAUCUUAA